Onthophagus taurus is the source of this 1965-nucleotide messenger RNA. RefSeq names its product Chaperonin containing TCP1 subunit 7 (gene CCT7). Gene Ontology annotation, biological process: protein folding. The record is from RefSeq and is a predicted model, not a curated record. Gene Ontology annotation, molecular function: ATP binding; ATP hydrolysis activity; ATP-dependent protein folding chaperone. Lineage: Eukaryota; Metazoa; Arthropoda; Insecta; Coleoptera; Scarabaeidae.
CUAAAUUCAUAUCGAACCCACACGUUUCCUUUUGAUGUGCUUUUGACAUUAAUUUUGACAUCGAUUCUCUAGAAUAUUCCGAAUCUCUUUGAAUUAAUUUAAAAGAAAUUGAGAAUAUCGUCUCAAAAUGAUGCAACCGCAAAUUCUUCUAUUAAAAGAAGGUACUGAUACCUCACAAGGUAAACCACAAUUAGUUUCCAACAUAAAUGCCUGUCAAAAUGUGGUGGAUGCUGUAAGAACAACUUUGGGGCCCCGUGGAAUGGAUAAAUUGAUUGUAGAUCGAAAUGGAAGGGCUACAAUCUCAAAUGAUGGUGCAACUAUAAUGAAAUUACUUGAUAUUGUCCACCCUGCCGGUAAAACUUUGGUUGAUAUAGCAAAAUCUCAAGAUUCUGAGGUUGGAGAUGGGACAACAAGCGUUGUUUUAUUAGCUGGGGAAUUUCUAAAGCAAAUCAAACCUUUUGUUGAAGAAGGAGUCCACCCACGAAUCAUCAUCAAAGCGGUUCGUCGAUCCUUAACGUUAUGUUUAGAAAAAAUCAAUGAACUUGCCAUCAAAAUCAGUAAAGACAACACAAAGGAGUUUCGUAGCUUAUUAGAAAAAUGUGCUGCAACAGCAAUGAGUUCUAAAUUAAUCCACCAACAAAGAGAUUUCUUUUCAAAAAUGGUUGUAGACGCCGUUUUAUUACUGGAUGAUUUAUUACCUUUAAACAUGAUAGGUAUCAAAAAAGUACAAGGUGGGGCUCUUGAAGAAUCAAUGCUUGUUGAAGGUGUUGCAUUUAAAAAAACAUUUUCUUACGCCGGUUUUGAAAUGCAACCGAAAACUUACACAAAUUGCAAAAUCGCAAUGUUAAACAUUGAGUUGGAAUUAAAAGCUGAAAGAGAUAACGCCGAGGUGCGCGUAGACUCAGUUAAAGAGUACCAAAAAAUCGUCGACGCCGAAUGGAACAUUUUAUACGGAAAAUUACAAAAAAUACACGAAAGUGGGGCCCAAGUUGUUCUAUCAAAACUCCCCAUUGGAGACGUCGCCACUCAAUUCUUCGCCGAUCGCGACAUGUUUUGUGCUGGAAGGGUACCCGAAGAAGAUUUAAAACGUACAAUGAAAGCUUGUGGUGGGGCUAUAAUGACGACAGUUCAUGAUCUUCAAGAUUCAGUUUUGGGAACAUGCGCUCAAUUUGAAGAGAAACAAAUUGGGGGUGAUCGUUAUAAUAUUUUCAAAGGAUGUCCUCAUGCAAAAACUUGCACCUUGAUUCUCAGAGGGGGUGCAGAACAAUUUUUAGAAGAAACCGAAAGAUCUUUACAUGAUGCUAUAAUGAUUGUUCGUCGUAUGAUUAAAAACGACGCAAUCGUUGCCGGGGGUGGAGCUAUCGAAAUGGAACUCUCUAAAAUGUUGCGCGAUCAUUCAAGAAGCAUCGCUGGAAAGGAACAAUUAUUAAUUGGAGCGAUUGCUAAAGCCCUUGAAAUAAUUCCAAGACAACUUUGUGAUAACGCCGGGUUUGAUGCGACAAAUAUCUUGAAUAAAUUACGUCAAAAACACGCCCAAGGUAAUUGUUGGUAUGGAGUUGAUGUUAGUAAAGAGGAUAUCAGCGAUAAUUACGAAGCUUGCGUUUGGGAACCUUCAGUUAUUAAGAUAAACGCGUUAACAGCCGCUUGUGAAGCGACUUGUUUGAUUUUAUCUGUUGAUGAAACUAUUAAAAAUAAAUCGUCGGGUGCUGGAGAUAUGCAAGCUCCAAUGGGUCGAGGAAUGGGGAGACCAAUGAUGUGAAUUUAACAAAAUUGCUUUAAUUAAAAAAAAAAUAGGUUAGAUUUGAUUUAAAAAUGUGAUCACGACCGUUUUUUACUUAACAGAUCGUGAAUAUUAAUUAUUAUUACCAUUUAUGCACGCAUCAAAUUCAAUUUUGAUUUUAACAUUCUAUUUUUCAUUUCAUUUCGGAUUAUUAAUCACUUAAUAAAAGCUAUUUAAUACAAAAA